AUGAGUGCGGAGCGUGACUCAAGCGCGCCGGUACGCUCAUCCCCUUCGGAUGUGAGGACAGCAGGUGGGCAGCGCCUCUCGCUCAUCACUUGCCGCACCGCCAUCACUCCACCGACUGUGCCACCGCGAACGCUCUCCCCGCUGCCACCGGUGUUCCCCAUCCAGGUAGUGACUCGCACGACAUCGCCAACGCCCUCUACCGUGCAUACCCCUGUCCGCGGCAUGCAGAUCAGUAGUGACAAUCACGAGAACUUGAACAGCAGCAGUGGCAGCGGUGGUAGCUCACAUAACACCUAUAAGAGCGUUCCGAGCUCAGCGCCAACGUUGGGCAGCAGCCCCUCGUGCUCCGUGGCUGCGGAUGAAUCCUCGCGCGGCUUCCUCUACGCGAAUACAUCCAGCGUCGGUGGCACAGCGGUGCCUAAAGUAGUUUUCUUCGACAACACGAAGGCCGGCCUUCACGCUGUUGACAAGGCGAAGACGGAGGCCCUCAUCACGGCGCUCUCCAAGAACUCUGACUUUUACAUUAACGAGGAACGCAAGGCACAACGGCGGAAGCGGCAGAUUGAAGGACUCCUGGUGAAGACACGGCAAUACGAAGGGAAUGUGUGUGGUCAACCUGACGUAUUCCGCCAGCUGCAGCGCGACGUGGCAGACCUCGAGGCCAGCUUUGAGAUGUAUCGCAGCUUCGACUCCAUAUAUGUCCACGUAGACAUGGACAUGUUCUACGCCGCUGUUGAGAUGAAAAAGAACCCACAGUACGCAGAGGUGCCACUUGGGGUCGGCAGCAUGGCAAUGCUCUCCACAACAAACUACCUUGCCCGGCAGUACGGCGUGCGGUCUGGGAUGCCCGGCUUUAUUGGCAUGCGACUGUGCCCUCAACUUGUUAUUGUGCCCACCGACUUUGCAGCGUGCCGAGUCGAGUCCGCCAAGUUCAAGGGCGUAGUGCGAAACUACGACCCCGCCGCACAAGUGCUCGGCAUGGAUGAGAUCAUGAUGCGCCUCGAUGACUACCUCGCGCAGCAUCACAUGGACGCCACAACGCACGCGGAGCGCUUUGACGUUGCCGAAAGGAUCAUCGAGGAGUGCCGACGGCGCGUCGCCGAGGUAACCGGGCUGACCGCCAGCGCCGGGAUCGCGCCGACGCCGACGCUGGCGAAAAUGGCGUCCGACUAUAAAAAGCCGAACGGGCAGUUCGCAGUUCGCCUCUUCAGCCGCGAAGCCGUGAUGGACUACCUCGCCAGCAUCCCCGUCCGCCGUGUGCCCGGCAUCGGCAAGUCGCGGGAGAGCAUCCUUGCCGGGCUUGGGAUACAUACACUCGGUGAAGUAUACCAGCAGCGGCAUCGACUCUUCUACAUUCUGACGCGAAAGACGUACGAAUUUCUUCUUGCCUCGGCCAUGGGCGUCGGUGGCAUGUACGACUCGCUGGAGGCCGCGCCACCUUCAUCAGCCGGAACGACCACCAAGACGGUUGCCGCAUUGGACGGAGAGUCGAACGAGGACGACUGGAGACGAAAAUCAGUAGGUCAAGAGCGCACCUUCUACAAGCUGAAAAAUCGCAUGGAGUUGCAGGCGAUCGCGCACAUGAACCUGCGUCAGUCACACGAGACCCUCGUAGCGGAAGACCUCCUCUGCUCUCAGGUGGUGCUCAAGCUGAAGCACCGCAGCUUCCAUGUGAAGCAGCACAGCAAGUCGCUUAACUUGUACACAGACGACUACGAAGUCCUACGACGGGCCCUCGACGACUUACUCUUGCCAGUUGUGGACGACUUUGCCAAGUUUCGGCUGCUCGGCAUACGGCUGGAAAAGCUCAGGCGGCGACCCCAAAACAGCGGCGCAGGCGGCGCGAUCAUUCUGACGGUAAAGUCAACCGCCGAGGCAGAGUCAACGCAGCCCACACUGAGUCACUUUUUCGCUCGCCAGUCGGCGAGCGCAGCGCAUCCGAUGCGGCAUACACCGCAGAAGCAGCAGCAGCAGCUCUUGGCUCUGCGAAAGCGCUACCGUGACACCAGCCGCAGCGGUGAAGGGAACGAUAGCUCUGCCGACCUCAGCAACAACGGCGACGAAGACGGUGCCGUACUCGUCGUCUCCUCCGAAAGCCAGCUAACGGAUGUGGAGGAGGUGAACGGCCCCAUGGUGAGCUGCGCCGCACCGUCCCCGCACCCUGGUCUUUGUACCGCCCCAGCCGCAAAGGAGCAGAAGAAGGCGCACGACGAAGAGGUCGGUAGCGACGGCAGCGCUGAUGACGACGUGGUCAUCGUGGAAUGA
This is a messenger RNA of Leishmania braziliensis MHOM/BR/75/M2904, 2265 nucleotides long. RefSeq names its product putative DNA polymerase kappa. Gene Ontology annotation, cellular component: nucleus. The transcript has a single exon. Gene Ontology annotation, molecular function: DNA-directed DNA polymerase activity; damaged DNA binding. The coding region runs from base 1 to 2265 and encodes 754 amino acids. NCBI's taxonomy places the organism in Eukaryota, Euglenozoa, Kinetoplastea, Trypanosomatida, Trypanosomatidae. Gene Ontology annotation, biological process: error-prone translesion synthesis. The record is from RefSeq and is a predicted model, not a curated record.